Bubalus bubalis (water buffalo) is the source of this 3597-nucleotide messenger RNA. Its product is annotated as cytidine monophosphate-N-acetylneuraminic acid hydroxylase. The record is from RefSeq and is a predicted model, not a curated record. The coding region runs from base 788 to 2293 and encodes 501 amino acids. Gene Ontology annotation, molecular function: 2 iron, 2 sulfur cluster binding. NCBI's taxonomy places the organism in Eukaryota, Metazoa, Chordata, Mammalia, Artiodactyla, Bovidae. The transcript is spliced from 17 exons.
AAUGGCAGAUAUAUUAACAUGACAGGUGAAUUUCACAUCUGCUGAGUGCUCAUACUUCCAGAAGUUUGACUGGCCAGCUGUGCUCUCAUAAUUGCUUUUGAAAAGGUUUUCUGGCUCCGGAGAAAUCAAAUCAAGUCUGUUCCUAAGCAAAUUGAGAUUUCCAAACUGCAGCCACUCUAGAAAUUCUAAACAUCAUUCAAAAGAAGAUUUCAAUCUCACUGUUUCUUCUUUCUCUAAGGAGCUGUUUGGCCUCUUUCUACCUGGACUGGAACAAAGACUUCUGCCUUAGGGGGAGUGAAUGAGCCACAGAAGCUGAAGUGACAGCUGCCAUUCUUCUGAAAUACCCAGGGAGAGGCAACGACAGACUAUGGGCAGGCAAGUGAGGGAGGCAUUACUUUCCUGGGAAGGCGGGAAUCAACCCUCGACAAGUAGGAUGGGCAUUUAAAGGAGGGGAGAAAGUUCACCGUCAGCUGCCACUCAGCCCAGCAUCGAACAAACAGCUGAGCUCCUCUUGUGUCUCUCCCCUGCUGAAGUCGCCAAUCUCAAGGAAGGAAUCAAUUUUGUUCGAAAUAAGAGCACUGGCAAAGAUUACAUCUUGUAUAAGAGUAAGGGCCUCCUGCGAGCAUGCAAGAAUACGUGCAAGCACCAAGGAGGCCUGUUCAUAAAAGAUAUCGAGGAUUUAGAUGGAAGAACUCUAAUUGCAAAUGGAUUCCUAGCUUGAUAAACAGUGACAUUUCUAAGGUCUGUUAGAUGCACAAAACACAACUGGAAGUUGGAUGUGAGCACCAUGAAGUAUAUCAACCCUCCAGGCAGCUUCUGCCAAGAUGAACUAGUUGUGGAAGAGAGUGAAGAAAAUGAACUUUUGCUUCUAGAACUGAAUCCUCCUAACCCCUGGGAUUCAGAGCCCAGAUCUCCUGAAGAUUUGGCUUUUGGGGAAGUUCAGAUAACAUACCUUACUCACGCCUGCAUGGACCUCAAGCUGGGGGACAAGAGGAUGGUGUUUGACCCUUGGUUAACGGGUCCUGCUUUUGCCCGAGGAUGGUGGUUACUACAUGAGCCUCCAUCUGAUUGGCUGGAGAGGCUGUGCCAAGCGGACCUAAUUUACAUCAGUCACAUGCAUUCAGACCACCUGAGUUACCCCACACUGAAGAAGCUUGCUGGGAGAAGACCAGAUAUCCCCAUUUAUGUUGGAAAAACAGAAAGACCUGUAUUUUGGAAUCUGAAUCAGAGUGGUGUCCAGUUGACUAAUAUCAAUGUAGUGCCAUUUGGAAUAUGGCAGCAGGUAGACAAAAAUCUCCGAUUCAUGAUCUUGAUGGAUGGCAUUCAUCCUGAAAUGGACACUUGCAUUAUCGUGGAAUACAAAGGUCAUAAGAUACUCAAUACAGUGGAUUGCACCAGACCCAAUGGAGGAAGGCUGCCUAUGAAGGUUGAUUUAAUGAUGAGUGAUUUUGCUGGAGGAGCAUCAGGCUUUCCGAUGACUUUCAGUGGUGGAAAGUUUACUGAGGAGACUAAUCCAAACACUGUCAUUCCAGAGGAAUGGAAAGCCCAGUUCAUUAAAACAGAAAGGAAGAAACUCCUGAACUACAAGGCUCGGCUGGUGAAGGACCUACAACCCCGAAUUUAUUGCCCCUUUGCUGGGUAUUUUGUGGAAUCCCACCCCUCAGACAAGUACAUUAAGGAAACAAACAUCAAAAAUGACCCAGAUGAACUCAACAAUCUUAUCAAGAAAAAUUCUGAUGUGUUAACAUGGACACCGCGACCUGGAGCCACUCUUGAUCUGGGAAGGAUGCUAAAGGAUCCAACAGACAGCAAAGGCAUCAUUGAGCCUCCGGAGGGGACUAAAAUUUACAAGGAUUCCUGGGACUUUGGACCAUAUUUGAAAAUCUUGAACGCUGCUGUAGGAGAUGAAAUAUUUCGUCACUCAUCCUGGAUGAAAGAGUACUUCACUUGGGCUGGAUUUAAGGAUUAUAACCUGGUGGUCAGGAUGAUUGAGACAGAUGAGGACUUCAGCCCUUUUCCUGGAGGAUAUGACUAUUUGGUUGACUUUCUAGAUUUAUCCUUUCCAAAAGAAAGACCAAGCCGGGAACAUCCAUAUGAGGAAAUUCGGAGCCGGGUUGACGUCAUCAGACACGUGGUGAAGAAUGGUCUGCUCUGGGACGACCUGUAUAUAGGAUUCCAAACCCGGCUCCAGCGAGAUCCUGAUAUAUACCAUCAUCUGUUUUGGAACCAUUUUCAAAUAAAACUCCCCCUAACACCGCCUGACUGGAAGUCCUUCCUGAUGUACUGUGGGUAGAGAGGACCUGAGAUCUCCCAGGGAUACUAAGCUACAUGAAAAAUUCAAGUAUUCAUUGAUGCUGUAUCUUGAACAUGAAGCUUAUACCAAAGAGACUAUGCCUUAUUGACAUCAGCAAUGGAUAAUCAAAUAUUGUGUUUGUGAAAUGUUCACAUAUCUUAUGUUUUUGGAUCACUACAUAGCCAGAUUAUUAAUAUUUUAAUUAUUCUGUCCAUAAUUUUAUGUAAAAGAACCCAUGAAUGCAAUAGGAACAAAUUCUCUAUGGAAAAUAAAGACAACAGGAGAUGUAAAUCCAAGUACAGAAGAAGUAGAACAGGAGGAGAAAAGGUUUCCUAGAAGACAAGGAAAAGAAAGGGUGGGGGAGCAGAUGUUGGGUUAGAAGAAGAGAAGAAAGGAGAGAAAUAGAUAAAUGAAAGGCUAUAAGAAGAAAAUAAGAAAGAUAAAAGGUUAAAAUGGAACUUUAAAAGAAUGUAAACAUAGACAUUUUGUUCCUUAAUAGAUUGACUCCCCAGAUAGAGUCCAUGAAUAUAACUGAGUAAGAAGCGUUCAUGAGCUGUUUUCAGUUUUUGAAAAAGUUUCAUUGAAAUCAUAUAUUUACCAAAACAAGGCUGCAGAGGCUACCCAAGAUGUAAAAUUUCAUUGGGACUGAAAUAAUUUUGGUUCAGUGACAAAAUUUAUUACUUAAUGUAUAUUAUAAAUUCUAACAAAUAGUGGUAUCUUUGAAUAAAAUACAUGAACACUAGCUAAUGAUAAAGUGAGUCCUAUAGACAAAAAUCUUUCAAGGUCAAUAGGAUAAUCAACAGUCAAGACCUAUAUCUUGAAAAAAUUAAGAAGUCCUCUUCUGAACACUUGAAAACACUGUUGCAGUGGUUAAAAUCCACAACUAAUUUAUCUGUUUCUGUUAACGUCUGUAGUUUUUGAUGAUUUUCCUGUGAUUAUCACACUAUCUCUAGGAAUAUGUGAUUGUUGACUACGUUUCUAUUUUAAUAUUGAUGUUUCCAGCACACAAAAACCUCUCAUUGAUCUGAACAUCAAAACUGAUUUCCUAAUUGUGUUUACUACCUCUUUAAUUCUGAGGAUUAAGAUUUAAGAUUCUCCUUAAAUCUCAUGAUUAUCUACUUCUUACAAAGAUAAUAAUAUGAUAUUUGAUGUCUCUGAUUCACUUCAUACAUUCUACCUAUGUUUUGUGAUUUACGCUAUAUAGUAAAUUUUUCAAUUAUUACUGAAAAAUAAAUGUAAUGUGUAUCAGUAUAUGAAUAUAUGAUAAAAUGUGUAUGAUGAGCAAAUAAAAGAUUAUUUUAAAA